Molecule: messenger RNA, 1811 nt
Organism: Ilyonectria robusta
Lineage: Eukaryota; Fungi; Ascomycota; Sordariomycetes; Hypocreales; Nectriaceae
Product: ureidoglycolate hydrolase-domain-containing protein
Exons: 4
Coding region: 1-1734 (577 amino acids)
Biological process (GO): allantoin catabolic process
Molecular function (GO): ureidoglycolate hydrolase activity; ureidoglycolate lyase activity
Source: RefSeq, a predicted model, not a curated record
AUGUCUGUGGAAAUACAAAUCGGAGACCUUGGUGUCCAAAUCACCGCUGAGCCCCUGACCCAGGAAGCGUUUGCGUCGUUUGGCGACGUCGUCACCAACCCUCGGCCAGACCUACACCCCACAACAUACGCAUCACAUGGCGGCCAGCUUCCCUACGACGGAGUUUCCGCAAACCAAGGCACCGCAAUCCAGUAUCGACACGUCAGCCGGCCCCGGAACCUGUAUGCCCAAGCACCAAGCGGCGAUGGCCAGCUUAUCAUGAGCCAAUUCGUCUGUGGGACUCGCCAGCUCGCAGCCACGAGCAGCCCCUCGCAGGGCGAGUUCACCGUUGGCGUCCUGGAGCGACACCCAUUUACAUCCCAGACGUUCGCCCCGCUGGCAUCGAGCGCCUCGGCUUACUUGGUCAUUGUGGCACCGACUCUACCGCCUGGGCCGUCAGAUGAAGGCCUCCCUGUGCCCAGUGGCGACGGCCUACCUGGGAGGGGAUUGCCUGACCUGCGGGGACUGAAAGCCUUCCUGGCUACGAGCAAGCAAGCUGUGACGUAUGGAGCUGGAACGUGGCAUGCCCCAAUGGCGACUUUGGGUGAACCCGGGACGUCUCUGGACUUUCUGGUUGUGCAGUUCUCGAGCGGAGUCGCGGUGGAGGAUUGUCAGCUAGCCAUAUUCGAGUCGAAAGGUUCAGAUGAGUCAAACAUCAAAGUGAGGGUCCCCACGAUCAAAGAGCGGCUGGGGAAAUUGUCGAUUGCAACUUCAGCCUCCAAAAUGACCGGACAACUCCCAUUGCCUGACGCACAGAACAAGCUCGAGGACCUCUCGGGCAUUGUACUUAAGCCUGGAGAGAACCCGUACAUGGCCUUGAUCAAAGCUUGUGACGAAAAGCCCGCUGAGAUUCAAGCUCUCUACUCUGCUCACCGGACCAAGAGAAACGCCCAGCAAAAAAAAAAGUUUCUGGCUUCCGAUUUCAAAGAACUUGUCAUUGACCAGUAUCUUCUCAGACUGGAAGUCCCAACCGUCCAGCCUGGCUUUCGUGAUGAGCGGAACUGCAUGGUUUUCUGGGCUAGACCGCCUAACCAUGUUAUUGAGCUGGCGGUGAAAGUCCAGGAGUUGCUGAAGAAAGCCGCCCCUAGCGUUUGGAUGAUGCCCGCUCAUAGAAUGCACAUGACCGUGCUUGAAGUUGCAUUCUCCAAGACCCCGGAGGAGAUCGCCGCUCUGGUCUCUACCUUGCGACCAGCGAUCCCAAACACCGUAAACUACCCAUUCUCGCACAGAUCGCGGAUCGUCAAGCCCAUGGUCUCAUACGACUUGUCCGCCUUUGCCCUUUCAUUCGUCCCUGCCUCGGGAGAGUCUCCCCUCUCGCCAGAGCCGGUCGGGCCUGUGAUCAAGGAGGGCAUUACGGAAGGCGAUUCGUACACCUAUCACCACCUUCGCCGCGAUGUAUUCGACCAGAUCCAGGAUGCCGGCAUUGAGGUUGGGUCGAGAUACCAAGUUCCCAGUGCUCACAUCACUCUUGGUCGGUAUCUGAACCACGACGAUCACGAUACCCCCGAGAAGAGGGAGAAGUGGAUCGAGGCUAUUGACAGCAUCAACGAGUGGCUGGAGAAGGAAGUUUGGGAUAACUCAGACUCCGAUUUCGUUGGAGAGUGGGUUGUCGGCCAGGAAAGAGGGCUUGACGCUCGAAAUGGCGCUCUUUGGUACGGAGGUGGCCGAACCAUCAUGCUGGGAGAAGGAUUCUAGACUAGCCACGUGGUAGAUCAUAGAUGAGGGUCGACCUCGACAACAGGAGACGAAAUCAACGUGAUGUUUAAAUGGCG